GCAAAAUAAAGAGUUUGCGCAACGGGCGAGCUGAAAAGCCCAGACGGCCGUGAUGAGUCAGUCAAACGCGCCAGAAUAAAACGCCUCAGUACCGCUCGCUCGCCCGCCCGCGGAGAACCGAACCAUUGGAAACCCUUGGGCGAGAGAGACUGCGCGCUUGAGCCGUUCCAGUCAAGCAAGCACUAUGCUUCCAGACAUAAUACCAGAGACGCGCGAUCCGAGCAUAAGCAGCAGUCGCGUGUCCCAGGAGAUCAGCGACGAGGCCAAGUCGUUCGAAGGCGCUGGUGGUGGUAUUCUGCAGGUUGAUCAGCCGUUCCCGUCAAUCGGUGGCGGCAAGCCUUUCCCGCCGCAGAUCUCUGACCCGGAGGCCUAUGCCGUGGAUUUUGAUGGGCCUAAUGACCCUUUGAGUCCGUAUACUUGGAGCACAACGCGCAAGUUCUUCACCGCCUGCAUCGUCUGCUUCGGCACCUUUGUCGCCUCAUUCGACAGCGCGCUCUUCGCCGCCGGCAUCAAGCAAGCCAGCGCCGAAUUCAACGUCAGCAACGAAGUUGGGAUCCUGGGCACCAGCCUCUACGUACUCGGCUUCGCAUUCGGGCCGCUAGUAUGGGCGCCAGGGUCGGAGCUAAUCGGGCGACGCUGGCCCAUCAUCGUGGGCAUGUUCGGGUGCAGCAUCUUCACCGUCGCGUCCGCGACAGCCAAAGACAUCCAAACGCUGAUCAUCUGCCGCUUCUUCUCGGGCGUGUUUGGCGCGAGCCCGCUGUGCAUCGUGCCCGGCGUGCUGGUCGACAUCUACAGCAACGUGUACCGCGGCGUCGCCAUCACGCUGUACUCGCUGACGGUGUUUACGAGCCCGUUCGCCGCGCCGUUUAUUGGUGGGUUUGUGAGCGCGAGCGUCCUCCGCUGGCGCUGGACGCUGUAUCUGCCGGCGCUGCUCGGGUUCCUCGACACGCUGCUGCUGCUCGUGUUCCUGGAGGAGACGUUCGCGCCCUUCCUCCUCGUCGAAAAAGCCUCCCGCAUCCGUAAGCAGACAAACAAUUGGGCCAUCCAUGCCGCGCAGGAGAAGGUCGAGUUCGACCUCCGCCGCACCGUGCGCAACUACUUCACGCGUCCGCUGCGCAUGCUGCUCACCGAGCCCAUCGUCCUGCUGGUGUCGUUGUACAUGUCCUUCAUCUACGGCCUUGUCUACUGCCUCCUCGAAGCGUACCCCUACGUCUUCGAGGAGGUCUACGGCAUGAGCCCCGGCGUCGGCGGUCUGCCGUUCAUAGGCCUCAUCAUCGGGAUCCUGCUUUCGCUUGUCUUUAUCCUCUCGCAGCAUGGCGACUAUGUCAAGAAGCUCGCGGCUAAUGACAACGUGCCUGUGCCCGAGUGGCGGCUUCCGCCCGUUAUUGUGGGCGCUUUUGUAUUCACUGCCGGGCUCUUCUGGUUCGCCUGGACGGCCUACACCCCCAUCAUCCACUGGAUGGCGCCAACCGCGUCGGGCGUCCUCGUCGGCUUCGGCCUCUUGUGCAUCUACCUGCCCUGCUUCAACUACCUCGUCGAUUCGUACCUGCACUUAGCCGCCUCAGCCGUAGCAGCAAACAUAAUGCUACGCUCAUCAAUCGCAGCAGGCUUCCCGCUAUUCUCCCGCCAAAUGUUCGCGAAUCUCGGCGUGCAGUGGGCGGGCACGCUGCUGGGUUGUUUGGCGGCGGUCAUGAUUCCGAUUCCGAUUGCGUUUAAGAUCUAUGGGCCUGCUAUUCGGGCGAGGAGUAAGAUGUCUGCUUGAUGCGUGCGUGGGUGUGGGUUGAUUUGGACUUUGUAUGGCUUUUGUGGGUUUGUGUAAGUUGGGCUGAAGAGAGGGCGUUUGGUGGGCGUUUGGUGGGCGUGGGAGGGAGGGCUCUGCAGAGCUUGCUAAAAGAGGAGGACUGGGGUGGUGUGGGGUUGAGGAAGGGUUAUGAGUAAUGUGUUUGGGAUAACGUUUUAAAGCAGGAUUAUAGGAUGACUAAUGGCGCAGGAGAUAAUCAAAGUACCUGAUGGACGAAAGUACACAGUCAGCGAGCU
Messenger RNA from Aplosporella prunicola CBS 121167, 2037 nucleotides. RefSeq lists its product as uncharacterized. Gene Ontology annotation, biological process: transmembrane transport. The coding region runs from base 185 to 1762 and encodes 525 amino acids. Gene Ontology annotation, molecular function: transmembrane transporter activity. The record is from RefSeq and is a predicted model, not a curated record. NCBI's taxonomy places the organism in Eukaryota, Fungi, Ascomycota, Dothideomycetes, Botryosphaeriales, Aplosporellaceae. The transcript is spliced from 5 exons.